AGGACGCCUGGGGGGAGAUUAUUCUGCAGGAACAACAUUAGAAUACUUGGCGAUGGUUGAUUUAAGGAAUUUAAGCCCUGACCCUCUUUUGAAUCGUCAGGAACGAGCGCAGUUACGUCGGAGGAGCAGCGCGAGCCGGUAUCGCAGCGAGUUUAUUGGGUAAAACCCCUCAUUAUUAAUCUGCUCGAUAUAGAGAAUAAUAACGCGAGAGUUUGCAAGUUGCCUCAAGACUGUAGUUGCAACUGUCAAGGUGGAGUGGAUACGCGCAUGACCCAACACACAUUACUGUAAUACUGUACACGGCCGCCGAGAUAAUAUCCGUAUAAAAAACCGAAAUAAUCCCGAGGUAAGGAACCGAGGACUCAUCCAAAACCGACCGAGAUUUCUCGCUUGUGCUUAUUUUCCUUCGCUUCGUUUCUUUUUACCCUAACCAACUGUCUCGCUGCCGUCGAAAUUACUGCACUAAACAUAUUUUUGUGCCUCCCUUUAGCUUCAGCCAGCGCAAGGAUUUUUUUUUUUUACUCCUCCUUCGUAAUAAAGUCGCCAUUUUGCUUCACUGCCUAUAUAAACCAUCCCGUAUUCUAAUAUUUUUCCUCAGAGGUCGGGGACCUACCUAUCUUUGCUGGCUAUUUCUGAUAUUUCUGGAGUGUUUAACGAGAAGACAGAGGUGGAAGAAGUGCCUCGUGGUAUACAUAUUAAUGCAGGAAAAGGAGGAGGAGAGGGGGGAAAGGCUAUUGGAAACUGGGAAUAUAAGGUGAAAGUAUCCAGGAUUUUUGUUCAUGUACAGACGAAUUUGUAAUUUCUCUUUUCCUGCCCUGCUCUUUUUUUCUUCCACCUCGUCGUCGGCUGCAGAGAUUGAGGGGGAAACCGGACGACGGUGACGGCUGUCCGCUUCCAUUCAGGCCCCCUCAACCCCAGUCUGACCGGUCCUUGACGCACAGCAGGUGUGAUUGCCAUGUAACAUAACAUUGGUGGAAAAACGCCCACUUAGGUGCCUGUCUCCUGACCCCCCCCUCCCCUCCUCCUCCUCCCCUCACGUGGUGACCCGGGGCCACCCUGCUCCUAGCUCUGGGUGUCUGCCCAACACUUCAGGCAUGGAGAGCCCAAGUGGCCCCAGGCUUGGGAAGCUGUCCUCAUCAGGGCUGCCAAGGGGCCGGACCCUCAAGCAUGGACAUCCCAGGAGCUGUGAGACCUCACCAGGCCCUGAAAACAACAACAAACAUAGUCCGGUGUGUGAUGAGCAAGCAGAGGGGAAGAGGAAAGGUCGCCCUAAAGCAGAAGUGCAGGAACUCCGAAGCAUCCCUGCCCAUAUGAUAGUACAAUGGAAGGAAGAGUUUAAGCGCCGCUCCAGGGUUAAGUGUCCGUGUUCAGGCUGCUGGUUAGAGUUUCCCAGCAUCUAUGGCGUCAAGUACCACUAUCACGCUGCCAGGGGGUGAGCCACUGUAGCUGAGAAGCUGAGUCACGGUUGUCCCUACUGUGAGCAGUGUUUGCCACAAGGUGCGCCUGCAGAGCACAAGCUAUGGAACCACCCGGAUAGAGUUAGCAUGGAGCCCAAGGACGAGCAGGCUAAGCUUCAAAAGAACCCUGUCAAGUUCAACAGCAAGAAAAGGCCCAUGGAGAACAGUCCCCCCUCUCCGGUGUUCUUCAAAGAAAAGACCCAAGAGGUGUCCACGCCCUCUCAGAACGGGGAGCGCCACCAGAGGGGCGAAAGGAAACAGCACAGCCACAGCCAGCCUUCACAGCAGAGUCACCAGGCCCAGCCGGUGCAGCCCCAGUCCCAGCAGUCGCAAUCCCAAAGCACGUCGUCUGACGCAGGGGGGAGCGAAAGCGAGGGGGGGAGCCUUCCCCCUUCAUUUCCUGAUGAAGAUCCGGAGGAGAAUGAGGCACACAGAAAACGCCCGAAGAAGUUCACCGGAGAGCAGCCUUCUAUAUCAGGAACAUUCGGAUUGAAAGGUUAAUUGAAGGUGGAGGAGAAGCUGAAGGCAGGUCGUGUGAAGAGAUCAGAAGGGAGUGGGGUCAGUGAGGAGCCCCAGAGGAGACCGACUUCAAGGCAGUCCUCAAAGAAAGACCCCGCCACAACCAGCUCUGGUGCUGACACCCAAUGGCAGCGAACGAUCUCGGAUCGAGGGGAAGUUGUGUGUCCCACCUGCUCAAUCGUCACCCGGAAAACAAUCCACGGUCUCAAGAAACACAUGGAGAUUUGUCAAAAGCUCCAGGACGCCCUGAAGUGCCAGCAGUGCCACAAACAGUUCAGGUCAAAGGCCGGCCUCAACUACCACACCAUGGCUGAACACAGCACCAAGCCCUCGGGGAGCGAAGGCCAGACGGACGACAAGCACAACGAGAGAGAAAGGCUGCGCCGAGUGCUCAAACAGAUGGGACGAAUCAAGUGUCCCAGUGAGGGUUGCUCAGCACACUUUUCCAGUCUGAUGGGCUUCCAGUACCACCAGAAACGCUGUGGAGGAGAGUUCUCUGACGAUGUGAAGCCUGUGUUUCUGUGCCAGCACUGUGGAAAAAACUACCGCUCCAAAGCUGGCAGAGACUACCAUGUACGUACCGAGCACUCCCCAGCUAUGGCCACCACCAUUACAGCCACCAACAGCAAGGACAACAUCACGGACACCAACAACAACACCGGGAAAGAGAGGGUUGUCUCUGAGGAAUCUCCGACAAUAGGCAAGAAGGAGCACAGCCAGGCCGAGAAGAAGGAUUGGCAAGAGAAAGCGCCAUCCGUCCAGCUUAAAGAGAAGGAAAGAGAAGCAAGGGACCAGAACAGGGAAAAGGAGAAAGGGCGGGAAAAAGAAAAAGCAGCACAGAAUCAGAGCCAGGGGGACGACUUUGAACGGACCCCCAGUGGCAGAGUGAGGCGCCGCUCGGCUCAGGUGGCCGUGUUCCAUCUGCAGGAGAUAGCAGAGGACGAGCUGGCCAAAGACUGGGGCACCAAGCGCCGCAUCAAGGAUGAUCUGGUGCCUGAUAGCAAGAGGUUAAACUACACCCGCCCUGGCCUUCCCAACUUCAGCCAAGAGAUACUAGAGACCUGGAAAACCCAAGUCAAAGAAAAGGGCUUCAUCUGCUGCACCAAUGUGAACUGUGAGGCUGUCUAUUCCAGUGUGUCAGGACUAAAAGCGCACCUCGCCAACUGCAGCCAGGGUGGUGGUGAACUGGGGAAGUACACUUGUCUGAUUUGCCAGAAGGAGUUUAGCUCAGAGAGCGGUGUGAAAUACCACAUCAGUAAGACACACGCACAGAACUGGUUUCGAGCAGCAGCCACUCAAGUGGUGUGUAGCAAGACUAAAGUGCCAGAGAACGACGGGAUAAAAGCUGAGGUGAGGAACGGUGCCACCCAGGAAAGAAAAGAGGGGACGCAAGCCCAAAGAGCGCCCCCUGCUCUCGAGCCUCUCCACAAAACUGAAGCACCUACGGCUACUCAAAACUCAGCCCCUUUUGGGCUCCAACAGUCCCCUACCCUGAUCCCCGACCCAACGGACAAUGCUAAUUCAGGCCAAAACAGACAGCCAGUCCCCUCUGCUGCCAGACGAAGCAAACCCAAGAGGCUGUCGUUUUCAGAGUAGCUCUGCUUUUGUCGACCCAGGAGCCAGAGAGGAUGCUUACUGUAAAUGUUGUGCCAGGAAGCUUAAAGACCUUUUUCAACUCCACAAGGACUUGGAAGUGAGAGGAAAGUUAAAUCCACCAUUAAGAAGUAAGACGCUUAGAAUGGACUUCAACCCUAGUUUUUAAACCCCAGAGUUAAUGUGUCUACUGUUAUAAACAAUACUUAUGUAACAGUAGUGUUCAUUGCUCCAUUCCACCUCUUUCUCCUUUAUAAGGCACACAUCUCUGUUUCUGUACUCACAGCAGGAGUGUCAGUAGUAAUCAAAGAUCUAAUCCUGACUACUUCAUGGAUAGCUUUUUUUCUAAACCGAGGUAACGUAGUAUUCCAGACAAAUGCAGAGUAAGUCUCUCUACAAGAUUCAUGUCGUGUUUGAGAGGUUUUAAAAAAGGAUAUUCUAUUAGCAUGGUGAAGUCAUUUAAUAAUAGCUAGUGUUUUCACAUUUUUUCACAGAUAUACAGUACUGUGUACAUAACAAUAUCUAUCUCUAUAUAUCUAUUUACUCAAAAACGAUGAUGCCAUCUAUCUGUUAUUUCCAAGCCUGACACGUCCGAUUGGACCAUGAGCACUCCAAACGUUUGCAGUGUGUUGCUGUAAUGCAAUUUUCUUUUGAUUUCCUUAUGUCUUUUGGAUUGAAUUUAUAUUGUGUCUUUUUUUCACUCCUCAUGUUUUGAGUAAGCAAACAUCACAUAAGCUAAAAACGAUGGUCAGUUGUAAAUCAGAUUCCACUCUGCUCUUCUUACAGCGAUGUAGCUAUAAAUUCAGUGACAUUUAUUUUAUGUUCUCUGCAUCACACGAUGAUGAAAGGUAUCUGCUUGGACAAACCAUGAAUAAGUGUUUAAGAUGUUUCCACUUCUUUUACACUGAGUAAUCGUUUGAGAUUUCCAUCUAUAAAAUAUGAGUUAUAAUAAUGCGUAAUAUGGCAUUGUUUCGUUGAUUUUAAAAGAAAAAACUUGAAGCAUUCUGUCUAAAAUCAGACUGGUGAAGUGAAAUGUUUUGACAGAAGGAUGGAUUUUGUGUGAACCUUGUUGCACCAUUGCAGCACAAUCAAAUAAUGGGACACCAUUUUAAAGAAGGCCAUUUUUUGGCUGUGGCUUUAUCUUGAAUCAAAGAGCUGAGGAGAGAAUGAAAUUAUUAUCUUUUAUAGAGAGGUCAAGGAAAAUAAUCUUUUAUUAAACAGAAAAAAUGCAAAUGAAGAUUCACAUUUAUCAAUCUAUAUGAUUUAACUCCUGGAUGCUCAAAGCUAUUACCUUGCACUUUAACCCUUAACCCCACUCUCUCCCCUCUUGUAUUUUUGCACUCCAGGGGUGUUUAACCUAACCUAGUGGCUGUCAGGCAACAGGAGCUUGAAUAUUUAACUCUGGUAAAAAAAAAUCAAACUAGAGAAAAACUACAUCUGUCUUUACAGGGGUAAUGAGCAGCAUGGUGAACUCUUAUUUUGUUUUUAGAUAUUAUCUCUAAUCCAACAGGACCGUGUAAUUAUGACUCACCGCAUUAAGCCAUAACUGGUCUUGUUGAAUUUUAACGCUGCUCUACCGCUCUAAAGCUAGUUUAGCUCCAGUUUUAAACAAAGUAUUAAUCCAAUAUUAUUUAAAGACUUUCAAAUCUAAAAAUGUGUGCAAUCAGAGAAUUUUCACUUUAACAUGUUUAAAGUAGAUCAUUGAGUUAUAUUAACAAUUUGAGCAAAUACAAUUCCAUGGGUAUAUUUGCGGUCUAUGUCCAUAAGAAAAUGACUUGCUUGCCUAAAAGAAACAGAGCUUAAAUCUAUUUUAUAUUCUCCUAUGUGUAUUACCUAGAUAGCAAUCUGAUAGCUUUGGAUAAAGUUGUGAAGUGAGGAUAAAAAGGUGCAUUAAUAAGGGUGCUUUACCUGCCACUCUACCUUAAGGACCUGAUACUUCAGUAAGUCCACUAAAUCAUUCAUCCAUUUUCUCCUCACUGGCAAGGCCUCUGAAUUUUGCACCAACAAAUGUCAAAUGUCAUCAUGUAAAUGAAGCACUGAUGUCAGCGGAACAUUUUCAAGAAACAUUGAAUUUGAAAUGUAUAUGUCCCAGUGGUGUUAUCCCUACGCUGUGACCUUUUAUAUUGUAAAGCAAAGAUUGAGGCUGAAUCCCUCCAUUAUUAAUCAACUGAUGGAGUUAAUUCAGGUAGGGAUGAUUAUGCAUGUCUGUCCCUGUUAGCGGGAUGGACCUUUUAUCUUCUAUCCAGGUUAAACUGACGGAGAGGAUAAGUUAGACAAGCACUGAUUGGUCCUCGGACCUUUUCGAUACGAGUUGCCCAGACCUUGUGUGUGUGUAUAUAUAAACAGUUAGCACCUUUGUAAUGACUGGACGUUGGAAAUGUUAACACUUUGCGUUGAGUGUUAUGCCGUGGCACAGAAUCAGUUCAUCAGCUGCUUGUUACUCGUGUCAUUAAUGUCACAUUGACUGUGUUUACCUGACAAGCUUUGGUGUUGCAAUAUGAUAGUUAGGCACUGCUUUUAACAGUGGGUAUUUUAUAUUUUAUCACACCCUUUACUAUCUGUCUUCCUAUGAUGUGGAAAACACAUAUCUAUCCCGCAGUGUGAGCUAACUGCAACAUGUUUAGAGAGUACAGCAAUACACCAUAUUUAGCUGGUUUUGUUGGCUUGCUGAUAUUUUGAUAUUGAUGUGUCUUCUCGAAAUUGUAUGGCUUUUUUCACUACUCCUCCCCUUCUUUUAUUUUUUGCUUUGAAAUGCUUUUUACAUAUUAUGAAAUCUAAAAAAAAGAGGUUGGAAAAUUUGUAGACCACAAAGGACAUUGUAGGCCUAAGUGUCGGCAUACAACUGUUAUUUUAUCCAUUUUGAUGAUGCACAUAAAUUGAGCUUUUUCAGUACAUGAUGACAAACACACUGAGAGAGUCCUUUAUUAUUACAUAUUCAAUAUGGGACAACAAGGCAUAUGUAUGUGUUUGUUUCUGUAUGUAGUGCACUUACUAUACCAUGAAAUAGGCUUGAAAUAGGAGUGUUGUUGGAGCUUUCUAGUUACCCUGACUGUGUGUGGUGUGACUUUUGUACUUGGGGAAACAGCAGGCUCAAGUGUCUUCCCUUUGUCAGCAAUGUUAAUUCUGAUAUCAAGGUUAAUCCUUAAUAAUCCCCUUAGACAGCCUGAUAAUUUUAUCCUUUUAUUUGGACAACAGAUGUUCGUUUUGUAUGCUACCUACUUCAACACGGUAUACGCCUCUGUUGAGGAGGCCAUUGUGAUGAAACUGUUGAGAGUUUAAAGAGAUGAUGUUGUAGCUCAUAACUGGUUAUGAUAUAUAAGUAACAGCUGAAAUGAGACUAAUGAUGUAUUAAAGACUUCCAUAUCUGAAAUUAAGCUGUAUAGAACUUAACAUAGGAGGCAUCGAUGCCUCCUUUGAGUCUGAACUGUUACAGUUUUUUCUCCCAAACUUGUUGUAUUACCUGUGCGUAAGUAUCCCUCAACUAAUUAAUAAAAGUUUGUUGACUAAA
Messenger RNA from Notolabrus celidotus (New Zealand spotty), 7077 nucleotides. RefSeq names its product zinc finger protein 512B (gene znf512b). Lineage: Eukaryota; Metazoa; Chordata; Actinopteri; Labriformes; Labridae. Gene Ontology annotation, molecular function: zinc ion binding. The record is from RefSeq and is a predicted model, not a curated record.